AUGACGAGUAACAAUCCCCUCAAUGUCUAUAGGGGUCCUAACUCGGUCCGAGACUACUUUGAUCCGGACUCGUCUCCCCCUUUACCACUAGUGGAGCUACCAGAUAAGCUCAACCCAUACAGAGGCGAUGGCGUGAGGAUAUAUGCCAAGAUGAUGACUAUGCAUCCAGCCAACAAUGUGAAGGCCAUGCCGGCCUUAAACCUCCUCGAGAAGAAUGUGGUGCCAGGCAAGACAGAGACAGUCAUCGAGUAUAGCUCGGGCUCAACCGUCAUAUCGAUGUCUCUUGUGUCUCGAGUAUACCAUGGCGUCACAGAUGUUCGUGCGUUCCUCAGCAACAAAACAAGUGUCGCUAAGCUGCGGUUGAUGCAGUUUUUUGGCCUCGACAUCACUCUCUUUGGUGGGCCAUCCCAACCAGAGCCCACAGAUGAGCGUGGCGGGAUUAAAGCUGCGCAACGAAUGGCAGAAACCAAUGAGUCCAUCAUUAAUCCAGAUCAAUAUGGAAACGACGACAACUGGAAAUCCCAUGUCAGAUGGACAGGCCCUCAAAUCCUCAAACAAUUGCCAGAGAUCAACUUGAUCUGUGCUGGCAUGGGAACGUCUGGAACUAUCACAGGAUUAGGCACGUAUUUCAAGGAGGCCAAGCCCUCGGUCUUUCGUUUAGGAGUCUGCACAGCACCUGGCGAUAGAGUCCCAGGUCCUCGAUCAUUUGCUCUGCUUGCUCCUGUUGAGUUCCCUUGGAAAUCAGCAAUAGAUCAUAUUGAGGAAGUUGGCUCGCACGACUCAUUCUCAUUAUCGCUAGACUUAUGUCGCGAAGGAAUUGUAUGCGGGCCAUCUUCCGGUUUCAAUCUCCGAGGCCUUUUCCAAUUCAUCGAGAAGCACAAGACUGUCGGGACGCUUCGGGAUCUUGCAGGUGCGGGUGAUGAGAUACACUGCGUUUUCCUUUGCUGCGACCUGCCUUAUCAGUACAUCAACGAAUACUUUGACAAGCUGGGAAAUGGUUAUUUCCCGUCCAUUAAGAAUGAGGCAUUAACCAAGGUCGACCUUUACCGUUACGAUGAGGCUUGGGAGAAGGAUGCUACCAUCGCCCUUCCAUUGUUUCUAGACGUAAGAGUACCAUCUCGGGAGGGACCCACAGCGCACGAGAAGGGGUUUGGCGGUGCGGUAAAGCUCAAGAGCGGUGUCGCUAUCAUCGACCUCCGACAAGCCAUCGAUUUCGAGAAAUUCAGCCUCCCUGAUUCGAUCAACUUACCAUUCGCCGACCAAUCAAGACCGAGUCCGUUCUUUGACCCAUCAGUUUUGGAGUCGCUGUGGCGAAAGUUGGAUAAUCAUUUUACGACGCCGCGCGACGAGUUGCUUCCGCUAGUGCAGAGAAAGCAAAUCCUACUGCUAUGUUACGACGGUGAUAGUUCUCGUGUGGCGACCAGCGUGCUUCGUGCCAAGGGGUACGAGGCAGUUAGCAUACGUGGUGGCUUCCGAGCGCUCGGAGAGCUUGAUGCAGGCGUAGCGAACGGAGAAUUUGUGACGGACAGCAACAAGGCAGGCAUGGCGGUAAUGCGUGAGGUUGAACUUACGACGCCUUCGUGACAUGAUGGCUAGGGUUUGACGCUGUGGCGUUGAGGGUACAUACCGACAUUUUAAACGGAUUAAAGAUCAAGGGAUGGGAUGGACGGGAUUUGCGUUAAAUUGUUUACCUGCAAGCUAUAUUCCAGUACAUAAGAGCACGAGAGUCUACACAGUUCGAUCAAGUUAAGGGAUACUGUGAUUGCUUAUGUAGGUAUGUAUGGAGGUAUUUGUGGGUUCAAGAAGAUACCAGGCUGAUAACUACAUAUUAUACCAAGGUAUGC
Messenger RNA from Hypoxylon fragiforme, 1844 nucleotides. Its product is annotated as tryptophan synthase beta subunit-like PLP-dependent enzyme. The coding region runs from base 1 to 1584 and encodes 527 amino acids. The record is from RefSeq and is a predicted model, not a curated record. Gene Ontology annotation, molecular function: cystathionine beta-synthase activity; cysteine synthase activity. Gene Ontology annotation, cellular component: cytoplasm. The transcript is spliced from 7 exons. Lineage: Eukaryota; Fungi; Ascomycota; Sordariomycetes; Xylariales; Hypoxylaceae.